Saccostrea cuccullata (small rock oyster) is the source of this 1866-nucleotide messenger RNA. RefSeq names its product gastrula zinc finger protein XlCGF8.2DB-like. NCBI's taxonomy places the organism in Eukaryota, Metazoa, Mollusca, Bivalvia, Ostreida, Ostreidae. The record is from RefSeq and is a predicted model, not a curated record. The coding region runs from base 346 to 1491 and encodes 381 amino acids. The transcript has 3 exons.
AAGAAAAACAUUGAAAUACCUGGGACACGAAAAUCUCGACGGAAGAGCCAGCCUCGGCGGAUAAUCGUGGAGGAAGUGGAGAACCACUGUGACUUAUGUGGAGAGGACUUCGGUAAUAACUCCGCUUACCUCCUCCACGUCAAGAAAUGUCAGGACAACAGCACAUUCUCCCGUAGAGAAUCUCGCGGGAUAAAGAGGCCUAAGGACGAUUCACUCCACGAUGAGGAAGGUACUUCUAGUCAGACCAAGAAAUGCGGAGGGAAGGUGACGUGUGAUCACUGUUACGAGAAAUUCUGGCAGAGCGAGUUAAAGGACCACAUACAGGAAGUUCACGGAAUCUCGGACAUGUACACGUGUUGUCACUGCCGGGCAACUUUUGAUUCUAGGCGGAGUUAUGCCUCUCAUAUGAGAUAUGAACACGACGAUAAAAAGGCCUUUAAAUGUUCCUCCUGUAGUAAUGCGUAUGAACUGUAUGAAUCCUUAAAGAGGCAUAAUCGAAUUCACAACAAGGACCUGGCUCUAACUUGUGAUGAAUGCGGAAAAUCUUUUGCGGAGAAAAUCACACUCAAGAGACAUAAAACAAUUCACACUGGAGAAAAACCGUACAAUUGUAAAGUAUGUGGCAUGGCUUUCCGUGACCCCAGCACCAUGAGAAAACAUGUAAAGCGACACAGCUCAGAGAGGCCCUUCUCCUGCGAGACGUGUGGGAAAUUGUUUGCCAGUACUUACGAUAUGAGGAAACAUUCCAGGAUUCAUCUGAAUGAUGAAGAAAGACCCUACAAAUGCGAGGUGUGUGGAAAGGCUUUUUACUUGAUUGCUGCCAUGAAAACUCACCUCAGAACUCAUUCAGGAGAUAGAAUCUUCAAAUGUGACAUGUGUCACAGGGCUUUCUGUGACUCAAGAAAUCUGUGGGCUCAUAAGAAAAUUCACACCAAUGAACGGGACCACCAGUGUCCGGUAUGUGGAGUAUCCUUUAGGUGGAGCUGUAAUCUAGUCAGACACAUGAAAACAGUGCAUGAAGGGGUGAGAGAAUUUGUAUGUAGUGUGUGUGGUAAGGCAUUCGGACAGAAAGGAGCGUUGACAGUGCAUCUCCGAAUUCAUAGUGGAGAGCGGCCAUUUUUAUGUCAGGAAUGUGGGAAAAGCUUCACAGACAAGAGCUCACUUUAUCAUCAUUUGGAGACCCACCAGAAAAUCAAGCCAUUCCCGUGUCAGGUUUGCGGGAGGAGGUUUGGUCGGGGUUAUGUCUUGAGGCGCCACAUGAAUCGCCACGUGAAGAAGAUGGUGUGCCGCGUGAUGAACUCCACCUCCGAAAAUCCUAACGAAAUUCUCAUCCAGGAGGCGGAGCCUGACCUAAAUUUGCUGACGGAGGGGGAUAAAUUGAGCGAUGUGAAUGAUGAUGAGGAAAACGAUGAGUACGAUGAGUUUGUAGGUGAUGAAGACGUCGAAGAGAACCACGAACAAACCGAGUCAGAAUCUCAAAAUCUGUUCUGAUAAAUUUUCACAGUAUUAAAAUGUGAUGGGUAUAUUCAGACAAGCAGUGUGCAUCAACAUAGAUAUCCCAGAAUUUCAAGAGAACCAUAAAUAAACCGAGUCAGAAUCCCAUAAUCUGUUAUGAAAAAUUAUGAUAGUGUUACAAAUCUAAUGGGUAUAUUCACACAAGUAUUGUAAAUCAACAAUAGAUAUUUUAAAUUUUUUUUUUAUUGAAAUAUGUCUGUUAAGGAGCAGAUUUCACUUAAAAUUUUAUGUGACAGUUACAUGUAUAAGAGUACAGUACAAUAUCCUGCCAGGAAGAAUUUUAUUUCAUUCCAAGAUUUUAACCACUGUCUUUGAUAAAGAAACAAAAUGAAUUGUAACAAUUGAUUUCUG